Messenger RNA from Acanthaster planci (crown-of-thorns starfish), 3077 nucleotides. RefSeq lists its product as uncharacterized. The record is from RefSeq and is a predicted model, not a curated record. Lineage: Eukaryota; Metazoa; Echinodermata; Asteroidea; Valvatida; Acanthasteridae. Gene Ontology annotation, molecular function: hydrolase activity.
AUAUCCAAAUAACCUUUUGUUGUUCUGCACGGUCGCGUAAAAUUUGCUCCUUUAUAGUGUGAGGCUAAAGCAAGUCUAUCCCAGAUGGUACCAUCAUGAUUAAAAACCAUUGAAUGACUUAACACAAUUGUGCGUUGUUGGCAUUAGCGAAUUGUACACGAUGCUGGUGGUGUUUUCUGUUAGGCAGUACGGUACUUCUCUCGACUAGUGUGAGGCUGCACGGCGCUGAAUUGAAUUCGUGUUGACAUUAGCGAAUUGUACACGAUGCUGGUGGUGUUUUCUGCAAGGCAGGACGGUACUUCUCUCGACUAGUGUGAGGCUGCACGGCGCUGAAUUGAAUUCGUGUCGCAAGUGAUUUUAUAGCCAUAAUUUUUCCUGGACGCUCCAGGCAUAUACUUACUACCGGUCCAUCUUUGUAAGCCGUACUCCGGUCGUGUCUUUGAUUUUAUUCCACUCACAUAUUUUUGGAAAGUGUUUCAUGUUGCAUCCUUGGAAACUCCGUGAUUCUAAUAUUUAAUGUCGAAGGAUAGUGCUUCAAUUGAUGUGUUGUCUCCUGCUGUGACAAAAGUCCAAAGAUUCCUCAUUGGAUUCCAGGAUGUCCAAUUUCCACCUCCGAGGUACCGGACUGGAGGACCAUAGCCUCCUCAAUGAGGAUCAGGUCGUCGUGAAAAAGAACCUCCAGAAAGCCUCAAGAGGACGACUGAGGGUCAGCUCCUGCAGGUGCUGGGCUAUAGCGGCUUUCCUCGCGGCUCUCUGGCUAGCUUUCUUCGGCCUCUGGCUCUACUGGAACUACUUCAGAGACGGCGGGGGUGCAGUGGUCAAGACCGUCGGCCACAACGUGAAUGCGAGUCUAAUGGUGUUGCCGCAGUCGCUGGCCGACAAGACGGGGGCUUACUGCUUAGAUGGAAGCCCACCGUCCUACUAUUUCCGCAAUGCGUCCUCACAAGAGCACCACUACUCCUGGAUCAUCCAUCUACUUGGUGGUUCUUGGUGCUACAACAACACGGCAUGCGCUCACCGAAGCACUACUGACCUGGGGUCAUCGCGCUUGCUUAAACCAACAAAAACAUUUGGCGGCAUCCUCUCUGCAAACUUUACAGUCAAUCCAGACUUCUUCGACUGGAACUUGGUAGUCGUGAACUAUUGUGAUGGAGCAUCAUUUUCUGGUACCCGUGGUGAUCCAGUUAGUUACAACAAUACGAAAAUAUACUAUCGAGGCGCCAGGGUGUUAGAUGCAGUUGUCAACUAUUUACUCCAGUCAGCAGGGUUGGAGCAAGCGGAGAGAAUUCUGUUGAGUGGUGAAUCUGCUGGAGCACUUGCCGUGUAUCUCCAUGCUGAUCACAUCAGCAGCAUGGUUCCAGACGAAGCCCCAUUCAAGGCUCUCGCAGACGGGGGAUUCUUCGUUGAUGAAAUGGACAUUAGUGGUGACAGGCAAUGGGAGACCGCCAUGAAAGACAUGUACCAAAUGCAGCAUGUUCAAUGGGGUCUUGAUGAAGACUGCCUUUUGGCUAAGGGGUCUAGCAACAAAUGGGAGUGUUUCUUCCCACAGUAUGCCUACCCAUACGUCACCACGCCCAUAUUCGUCAUCAACGCCGUCUACGACAGGUGGGUGCAGAGGGACAUCCUAGGUCUUUAUUGCCACCCAGAAGAAUGCGACGAGGCCCUUGGGGUGCUUCAGCAGCACAGGCAGCUAUUUCUACAGCGGACCGACCAGGUGAAUCGAUACCUCAAGGACGGCAUGUUCCUCACUUCCUGCUACGCCCACUGCCAGGCCGUUUCUGACUUGCCUUGGAUGACGUACGCAGUGGCUGGAAGAACAGUAAGGAAGGCCUUUGCCGACUGGUACUUUGAGAGGAAGACGCCUGCUGAGGCCCGGGACGUAGACUGCACCAGUUACAAUUGUAACCCAACAUGCAGCAACACUUGGGAGUUGAAUCGGUCGGCUUGAAGGAGUACGAGCCCGUAAGGGGACAAGGUGUUACUAUCAUUUCGAGCGAGGCCGGAUUCAAAUCAGAUAAAGUCGCUUUUUUGGCUUACACAUGAACAAGGCAGGGGGUGUUAUAAUAUCUCAGCCCCUAAAACUGAUGAUCUCUCUUAAUUUCCUGUUUUAUUCCGUCUUCCCCUCUCCUGCCUUACUGUCUCCGGACGUUGGAGACUCCAAAUCAGUUUGAGUGGCAGUUUUGCUUUAAGAGAAUGCAUUAUUGGAAGCUGGAGAUGAGUCACAUCGAAGCACCACAUACAAAGCCAAUGCUGACCUUUGGAGAGGUUCUUUGUGAGGCAAGUUUUUUUUUAACGUCAGUUUGUUUACUUUGUUUUUGUGUUACCACUUGACGAAUAUCUGUCAGGUCUAAAUGGAAUGGUGUGAACAAAUCCUUGAGCCGUUGAAUACAUUGUUGGAGACUUUUUUAAUUGUAAUGUAAAGUGAGUUCAAGAGGGUAAAAGUUUCAGAAUUUUGUUUGAAUUGGCCGCUUUUACGUAAAUAUUGUGAAGAAAAACAUUCAAAAAGAUCUACAGAGGAUAGACGAAAGCACAAAAUCAAGUAUUGUCUUCAACCUCAAAAUAUUUAAAAUCGCAAAUCUUCUCAAUGUGAAUUUAGCGUGGAGUCAUAUUUCGUCGAUUCCUUAAGGUGAUUCAAAUUUGUGGACACUCUAUUUGUAGAGAAUGUUUACACCGUGGAAAACGUGACUUUAAAAAAAUAAUAGUAUACAUUGUAAAAAGAAAAUAAUCAAUAACUGUCAAAAAAAGUAAAAGUGUGUUUAUCUGUAUUCCAGUUGGCAGCGCACAAUCUUGCCAGAAGAACUGUAAGUUUUACUAAAAACGUUUUCUUGCAAAAGUACUUGGGUUUUCUUACAAUAGAUAUUUUGUAAAUGUUAAAAACAUAAGAAAUGUUACCCUAAUGUUUCACUAAUUUUCCGUUCAUUGUUAAAAUUUGAUGAAUGUAAUCACUGCCAUACAACUUGUUUCUGGUAUUGGUGACAGCAAUAGCAUUCAAUUGUUUGCAUGUUUGAUGUUGGGAAAAUGUUGCUUGUGUACUGUUCUUCUUAUGAAAAAAAUAAAACACGAGAAUCUACUGCAUA